Molecule: messenger RNA, 519 nt
Organism: Asparagus officinalis (garden asparagus)
Lineage: Eukaryota; Viridiplantae; Streptophyta; Magnoliopsida; Asparagales; Asparagaceae
Exons: 1
Coding region: 1-519 (172 amino acids)
Source: RefSeq, a predicted model, not a curated record
AUGGGUCGUGUCGUUGGAUUGAGAAUGGAGAUCUUAAACCAAUCUAACUACCGGUUAUGGAAGUCAUGUAUGGAGUCAUACUUGGUUAGUGAGGACUUAUGGGAUGUCAUCAGCAGUAGCAGCACACCACCACCAAGGGGAGAUGCUGCAACAGCGGAAGCGACAAAGGAGUGGACACGGAAGAAUGCUAAGGCGGAGUUUGCUUUGAAGAGGUCAAUAUCUUCAGGACUAUUUGAGCAUGUCUCAAGAUGUACAUCCGCAAGUGCUAUUUGGAAGGCACUAGAUCAAUUGUUCAACAAGAAGAACGAGGCUCGUCUACAACUGUUAGAGAACGAGUUGGCGAAUGCGAAGCAGGGGGAGUCUUCAAUCUCAGAGUUUUUCAUCAAGGUAAAAAAUCUUUGCUCUGAGAUUAAUACUCUCAAUCCGGAGGAGUCGAUUUCGGAAGCACGGUUGAAGCGGUCUAUUAUUCGUGGUCUACGACCCGAAUAUACACUGUUUGUUACUUCAGUUCAAGGAUGA